CAUUGCUCUGGUUAGUAAGAACAUACAAUUCUCGUUUCGUUGAAGGCACUUUAAUUACUCGCAACCCUUCUAAAUAACGAUUACUAUUGCUGUGCUGACGUUGUGCUUCUAGAAUAAAUUGUAUCGACCCGUAACCAAUGACAACCCUGGGCAUAUUUUGUUUGACAAAACUGCAGCCUUCUUGGAAAGCAUGGAUUACAGGGAGGGAGAUUAAGUUCCUUUACCCAUGGACUGGAGUAUUGUUAUCCCAAGCAGCAAAAAAGAAGAUCUCUGCCUUUGAUCUGGUAGAACUGAACGAAAAAGACUUGGAAGAGCAGUUUGUUAGAGGUCAUGGUCCAGGUGGACAAGCAACAAAUAAAACCAGUAACUGUGUGGUCCUCAAGCAUAUUCCUUCUGGGAUUGUAGUCAAGUGCCACCAGACCAGAUCAGUGGAGAUCAACAGGAAAAGAGCACGAGAUAUACUGCAGGAGAAAGUUGAUAUUUUUUAUAAAGGAGAAAGUAGCGAUAUUAUCAAACAGCAGGAAGACGACGAAAGAAGGAAACAAGAAAAGAGGAAACAGGCCAGAGCAAAUUUGGAAAAGAAAAAGCAGCUCAAGGAACUACAGCUCUCGGAAAACAAAAGCUUGAAAUAGAAGUUGGGGUAAGGAGACCUGCUGUAGUCCAUGGAUCAGCACUAAGCAGACCUGUUUCUGGCAUUGCACCAACUGAGGAAUAUUUGGACUUGGAACUCCUGCUUCCCCCCCCCAUUACUAUAGGCUAUGAAAGGACAUUCUGUUCACGUACGAUCCUUGUCAAUGCUGUGUU
This is a messenger RNA of Spea bombifrons (plains spadefoot toad), 804 nucleotides long. It is a transcript of the gene MTRFR, whose product is annotated as mitochondrial translation release factor in rescue. Gene Ontology annotation, cellular component: mitochondrion. Gene Ontology annotation, biological process: translational termination. The transcript has 3 exons. Lineage: Eukaryota; Metazoa; Chordata; Amphibia; Anura; Pelobatidae. Gene Ontology annotation, molecular function: translation release factor activity. Bases 138 to 632 code for a protein of 164 amino acids. The record is from RefSeq and is a predicted model, not a curated record.